Molecule: messenger RNA, 1422 nt
Organism: Colletotrichum truncatum
Lineage: Eukaryota; Fungi; Ascomycota; Sordariomycetes; Glomerellales; Glomerellaceae
Product: salicylate hydroxylase (salicylate 1-monooxygenase)
Biological process (GO): secondary metabolite biosynthetic process
Molecular function (GO): FAD binding
Source: RefSeq, a predicted model, not a curated record
AUGCGUUGGGGGUCUGCAAAAGUGUCUUGCAUUUUGUUAGUGCAUGUUCUGCAGCGGGAAGGUUUAUUACGGUUUUGCAUCAUGGGUUCCAACGGUCAACAACUUCAAGUCGCCAUCGUCGGUGCCGGGAUUGCUGGCCUGACGUCGGCUAUCGCGCUGAAGAACCACCCUGGCAUUAAUGUACAGAUCUAUGACAAGGCCAAGGAACUGCGGGAGGUCGGCGCAUCGAUUGCGCUGGGUCCGAAUGGAUUGAGGACGUUGGAAAAGCUGGGCAUUCACAAUGCGCUCGACGAUGAGAUUGCUUUCCGCAACAAGUCGGGCUAUCCCAUGAUCUACCGUCACUACAAGACUGGCGAGAUCGUCUCAGUCGACGAGCACCACGGCGAUGUUGAGCCACGUCACAAGACAGCUCGUUUCCACCGGCCGCACUUGCAGCAAGCCCUAUUGAAGCAUAUUGAACCUUCGCGGAUUCAUCUCAACAAAGCCUUCCAGAGCAUCUCCAACGGUGAUUCAACAGGUCAGCUGAAAAUCACAUUUACCGACGGCACGACCAUCACAGCCGACAUCCUCCUUGGUGCCGACGGCAUCCACUCCGGGGUACGGAGCUUUUACGUCCCAUCGUCCCGAUCGAAGUGGACCGGCUGGACGGCCUUCCGCGCAGUCUAUCCCAUCUCACACGUCGCGCACAUUCCCGACAUCCCAGAGGAGGCAGAGCACUGGUGGGGCGUCGAUAGGACGUGGUUCAUGUCCAAGCUGGGUAAGGGGCAGUUCUGUAUCGUUGCCUCGCACCAGAGCGAUCCCGACGCCAAUGAUGCGUUGUACAAGGACACGGUGUGGAACACGGAUAGCGAUGUGAAUCUGCUCAAGGAGCACUACAAGGACUGGCAUCGGCUGGUGAGGGAGAUCAUUGACGCGACGCCGACAGAUUCGUUAAAGGUAUACCCUAACGCCUCGGCGCACGGGUUAGAGAGCUGGGUUCUCGGGGAUGGAAGGGUAACGUUCGCUGGCGACGCCGCGCAUGCGCAUGGAGGUGCUUUUGCUGCUGGUGGAAGUCUGGCGAUUGAUGAUGCGUGGGCGUUUUCGUCGUCGAUUCAACAUGUUUUUUCGCCGACAGCCACGGAACUCCCGUCGGCGGCGGAUAUAGCGAGGGCACUGAAGUUGUAUGAGAAGACGAGGAAAGCUCAUACGGAUCGGGUGCUUGAUACAGUGCAUUCUACGAACAAGAAGAAGGUGGAGAGGGUAGGUGUGAUUGAGACGGACGAGGGACUGCGGGCGAGGAUGAAGAACCGGGUAGAGCCUGUAUGGAUUCAUGAGCAUGAUGUUGAGGCGGUGUUCCGACAGGUAUUGGCUGAUGAGGCGAAAGCGAAUGAGGUGAGAAGAGAGCAAGGUGCACCGGCUGUGCAAAUAGAAAGCCGUCUCUAG